Messenger RNA from Biomphalaria glabrata, 6290 nucleotides. RefSeq names its product protein timeless-like. Gene Ontology annotation, biological process: DNA repair; DNA replication checkpoint signaling; replication fork arrest. The transcript is spliced from 24 exons. Gene Ontology annotation, cellular component: replication fork protection complex. The record is from RefSeq and is a predicted model, not a curated record. The coding region runs from base 421 to 3459 and encodes 1012 amino acids. Lineage: Eukaryota; Metazoa; Mollusca; Gastropoda; Planorbidae. Gene Ontology annotation, molecular function: DNA binding.
UGUUUACAUCCGGGUAUCUCCCAAGUUGUCUGCUACACUACAGCACUGAUCUUGAAGAUCAAGAUUACAUUCUUACUUAUAUCUAGUAAAUCUAUAGUUGGCUAGAUGAAAAUCUACUCUUGUCGACUUGACGUCAAAAUAUUCAUUUAUUUUCAAUAUUGGAUCGUCUAGUUCUACGUUCUUGUGCCAGGGUUACUAAUGAGUUUCAUGACCACAGCAAAUGUAGAUUCAUCUAGAAAACAUUUUAUAAUAUUAAUUAGAUAAAAAAAAAUGACUUGUAAUUUAAUAAACAUACACACUGCUAUAACCUGUGAUAAUUAAGGCUUAAGAAUUAAAUACAAAAGUGAUUUCAUUCCUCACUGGAAACAGUUUUAAAAGAUAAAAAAUUUCUGCUGCAAUAUUUGAACACUAAGACAGAAAAUGGAGUGGAAUAUGAUGGAGCCCACAGGUGUGACAUACAUCCUUGGUGACUUGGUGGAGGAUGUCUACAUUCCCAGUGAUGAGUGUGAAGAAGUUCUUGAGGAGAUGAUUGAUGCUUUACUGAAUGAAGAUAAAACCACACUUGAAGUUAGAAGACGCAUGUCCAUUGAGCAGGUGGUGGAAAAGGAUCUUUUGCCUUUGAUGAAAGUUUGCAAUGAUGACGAAAUAUUUGGAAAAAUUGUUAGGUUGAUGGCUAACCUGACACUGCCUCUAGAUAUGUGUAUCUACACACCUUAUAUGAAUGACACUUAUGCUAAUGAAGUGAAUAAUCUCAUAAGUACCACAAAGAACCAAUGCACUGACCUAGACUUUCUCAAAGCACUCAGUGCUAACAUGAAAGACAUAUUGAAGAAAGAAACUUUAGAACCAGCUGACUGCCAGUGUUUAAACCACUGCUUGCUGCUGCUUCGGAACUUGGUUCACAUUAAGCCCGGAGCUAGUAAUACUCACCAGGCCUCUCUAGUGCACCAGUGCCUCAUCAGCUCUUUUUUUAUCAAUGAACUGGACAAAGUCAUCUACACCAUGCUCAACCACAAACACAAGGAGGUGUGGACAAUAGCCAUGGCUCAGCUGAUCUCUUUCAUUUUCAAAGAAUAUUCGACCAGCCUUUUGGAGCCUGACAUAGACGACAACAGCUCAGCUGGCUCCUCAGAAGAGAAUCAGGAUCUAUUGGAGCUUGUCUGUCCCAGCUCCACAUCAGGGCGCACCAGUGACAAGAACCUGAGCACCAACUUCAAAAGUAAACUGCAGAUCCAGUCCUCGGCCUCGGAGAACUCCUCCCAGGCCUCGGACGAUGAUGACUUCAUGCUGGAGUUUAAGUCCACACCAGACGGCAAGCUGGAGAUCAAGCUUACCAGCUGUUCCCAGAAACCAAGUGAAGCCCAGGCCAUGCAGAAUGAAGCUGAAGCCUUGCAGAGGGAAUCUCAGGUUACACAGAGUGACGAGAUGGAUGUUGGUGACGGAACAUUAAAAAAUUCACCAGACUCCAGCUCCAAAAUAUUUUCAAAAAACUUUAAGGGAAGCAACUCCAGCAUUAACAGUGAUGUAGGUUACCAUGAAGGGGAGAGCAACACAAAAAACAUGUAUUCCAACACAAGGGAAGAGAAUGAGGCCAUGUCAUUGAUCAACCCGUCCUCAUGUCUCAUGGAUACAGAUAUUUUAAUCUCAUACUUGAAAAAAUUUGCCACAGAGAUCAUGUACUCAGGUUUUGUAGAUCUUGUGGAGAAUAUUUUAAAAGCCCUUCUGACCAAAUAUGACAACAUCUUGGAUCACUCGUUUCUGAUGUGGACUGUUGGAUUUUUUCUAAGUUUUGCUCAUCAGCAGGGACUGGAUUUCAGCCACUUCAAAGAUGUUUUGAACUUAGAUCUGUUUGGAUUCUUGGUGUAUGAAGGCAUCAAAUGCUGUGAAGCCCUGGCAGUGAAACACAGGCAGAAACAAGAUUGUUCUGUAGAGAAGCAUAGAAUGCACCUGGUUGUCUGCACUUUGAACCAACUGUUUCGUACCCUGCUGGCCAACAGCAAAAUGGAUUAUUUACAGAAUCUGCAAAAAUGCCUGAGUCACAUGACUGAUCUGCAUAACUUGUUUGUUCUUCUGAUUGGUCGCUACAUCUCAGAGGAGCAGAAUGUGGUGUACUUGAGGGACCUGGUACAGACCAACCAUGUCUUCAUCCUGAUCAUAGAAGAGUGGCUGGCUCAGGGCUAUAUUGGGGAACACAGUGGCUUCAGUAUGCUGAGCCAUAUAAAACAGUAUGCCACCAAAAAAAUCAUGUCCAAAUAUGGCAUGCUACUGGAACACUCUGACCUGAACAAAGAUACUCUGAAUGUGGCUGUGCUGACCAUGAUGUAUCAUGUGGCUGGAGACUGCAGACGCCAGGAUGCUCUAAUGCAGCUGCCUAUACUCAAGGCCUUCUCUGAGAUUUGGGUGGAUAAUGCUGUCAGAGAUCAUGAAGAGUUCAAGGAUCUGAUUGAGUUUGUUCUCGAAGUGUUCAUGAAUGAUGCUGAACAGAAUCCAAAUCUCUGUGCCGAGAACUUGCUGGACACUCAGCACUACCAGCAACAGGUGGCGGUCAGGGGAGAGAAUAAGCGAGGGCAUAGCAGCAGUGGUGGCAGUGGGAGUGGGGAUGCUGAAAGCUCCAUGAACAUCAGCAGCUCUAGCUCUUUUGAAGAGUUUAGUGAUGAUGAACAAAUCCUGAUGUUUACCUGGAUGUCUGAGCUGGAAGGUAGCAGCAACAUAGUGGAAGUGGUCACUAAGAGGCUACGGGAUCAUGGCUACUCAAAGUCAGCCAGCCAGGUGUCCAAAUAUCUCAGUGAUAAUGGUUUCUUAGACGUCUCAUCAAGCUCAAUAUCUAACUCCCAGGUUUCAUCUACUACUGGGAGCAAGCUCCAAGACAUUGGAGACUUCCAUGAAAACAAAAGCAUCAUGCUAGAACUGUCGUCUUUACCGGAGGAUCAUUUAAUUCCUUUCCUGUUGGACAAACUCCAGGCUCUUGGAUUUGAACCACAUUUGAAAUGGCUUCAAAAACAGUUGCUCGAGGCUGCUUAUGUCAAACUAGGUAUUAAGGAUCCUACCUACAGAAUCAAUGUUGAGGAGCCUGUUGCAAAAUUUUAUGCCUUACAAAACAAACCAAUACCCAUUGUACCAUGGAAUGAAGAGCUGGAGUCUGCACUCUCCAAUCCUUAUUUCCACUUGCUUCAACAAACUCUCGGCCUGUACACGUGUGAUGACCCCAAUGUCAUCUAUCCCAGAAUUCCUCCUUACCUCACCCCCACACUACUUGUAAACAAAGCUCGGCAGAUCGGUCCCAUUGAAGCAUUGCUUGUGAAGUUUGAUGUGAACACACUGAAGGACAGCUCAGAGCUGGACAUUGAACAGGAGACCCCCCGCCACCACAGGAUAGAGCCCUACAGGCCUGUGAAGACAUUAGAUCACAUGUGGCUGAACCUUAUUCAAAAAAUGAACGGAGAGCUUGAAAUUAGUUAGUCCUGACUACAGCGUGGAUUGUUUCCAUGUUCACAAGUAUUUGUCAGCCUUCGUAUUGAGCAGCUUGCGGCAACCGGGGGAUACAACAUUGAGACAUAAACUUGAUCAGCUUUGCUGUGCUCUUUCAGAAAGUGGAUCAUUUCAAACAGAGUACUCUGUUUAUCAAUGUUUAGAGUCAUAGUGUUUAGUGUUUUAUAAAUACCUUUUUCUAACGAACCAUUCCACAAGUGACUUUUACUUAACGCCUGUUAAAUGUGUAAGGGUUUGCUCUUCCGUAGGGAAAAGUUUUAACUCUUAGUGUCUGCCGCCGACUUUCAGCAUCUGCAUCUGAUGUGAUUUUUUUUUUUAUGCUGUGCUUGUGUAACCUUUCUGAGCUAACAUUUACCAAGAGUCAUAUCAGUUGAAGUAGAAUAUUGAAAACCUACCAAAGUAGACUGUUCUUAUACAAGUUAAAGUCUAUCUACCAGUGAUAAUAUAUUUGUUAUUAAAUUGUAUAGCCUGAAAGAGGCAUAUGUUGUUGUUUUUUUGUAAAGAUGUAUUUAUUUUUUACACAUAUUUAUAUCAUGUUUGUAGAUAUUUUUUAUGAACUGUUUAUUCAGACACUGAUUUCAUUCAUGUGUGACCUCCAGUUGUCGGCCAUUCUGCUUGAACUUAAGUUCCCAUAAAUCGAGACCAAUCGUUUUAGAAGGCCCAACACUGACCUGUGACUAUGCCAAAAAAACUGGACAGUAUUGACUUCCUCGCCUGCAAAGAGCAAUCUUAAAACUAAGAACAGGAUGCACACCACUAUUAAAUUACCGGCUACCACCUGAACAAAAUAAACUCCACACAACUACCCCUUUGCAGACACUGCGCCCACCCCUUUGAAACCGUAAACCAUAUCCUCUUUGAAUGCCCCUUCCUAAUCCACCUUAGGCCGACCAUACUUCCACUACAGCCCAACAUAACCAACACCCUGUACGGCAGUGCUGAACAACUGAAGAGAACACUAACACUAUUUUUCCUUGGCACAGUCUGCAAAAGAGCUGACAGCUCAGCAGCAAUAAAGCUGGCUAGAGGAAGAAGUGGGCAGUUUGGGAAGCUGGUUGCCACGUCACUGGUUCGACAUCAUCGGUCUAAACUUACCCCCAGAUUGCGAUGUUGCAGGUCAGUGUUCAGGCCUUUGGUAAUGAUUGGUCUCUAGUAAGUACACCAAUGUGUUCUGCAUAUGUAUAUCCUUGAGACCAGUGAGUUGAACACAAUCUGUGAAGGAGUGCCAAUGACUCCAAUGACUCUUAUCCUACCAUCUCCUGAAAUGAUCUGACGUAAUAUUUACUUUGGGGUUGUGAGCAAGAAUCCUAAAUGUCAUCCUUGUGUACAAGAUUAUCAAUGAGACAUUGUUGGUUAUCAACAGGCAAUCUUGUAUUUAUUUGUAUUUAGUCUGUGACUACCAUGCCAUGCUUAAACAUUUUUAUACAUUUAAAGGCCUUGAACAAUGAUUUUUAUGUUAUUAGGAAUCAUCUUUUUUUUUUGUCAAUUAUAAUGGCAUGCUCUGUUGUAGAGUCAUUAAAGUCUGGGUCACACAGUCGCAGAUUUACUGUAUUCAAUAUGCUCAACCAGAUCUACCUUGCUGUCUACUGUUUUAGUGUGAAUAGCGAAAGUCGUAAAGAAAAAAUGAUUCAUUGCUAACAUUUGUAUCCGAUUUUUUGAGUUUUUAAUCAUAUAUUUGACAAAUGAUAGAAAAUUCAUUAGAAAAUGUUAUGAUCACUACAGAAAGUGUGUAAAUUGUCUUGUAGACUUUACAGAGGAAUACAAUCACCACAAACAAAAAUGAUUUUUAAUUUUAGGUAUAUUCGUGGUACAAAAUAUUGACCCUAAGCAUUGAAAUAUGUAGACUGGCCAACGAGAUGAUUUGUAUUUGUUCUCCACUAACCUAUAGAUUCUCAUUAUAUCUUGUAUUGGCGUAAACAUUCUAUGUAUUUAGAAAGUACAACUAGAGUGUUAGCAAGUCCAAGUGAACAAGUGCCAUCAUUCACCAUGUCAAUAUUUGAUACUUCUACAAUGCUUCUGUACAAAGUGGCUUCUUUCCAUCAGUUUUACUGUUUGUAAGAGAACUUGCCGUGUCUACUCAGAGACCAUGUGACAUUGUUCUUCUCUGUUGCCAUAAUUUAUGCUUGUUGGAUGUAAAUAAUGUUAUAUUUCAAUGUCUUGUGAUACCAAAUCAUUUGUAGGUUUGUCCUCCAUCCCCUUUUCAUAGUUUUCAUAAUGUUUAGUGCCAUACCAUAUAUGUUAAUGACUUGUGUAUGUUUGUUUUUUUGGCAUAAUAUAUCCUGGCCAUCACUGCUGACCAAAGUUUUGUUACGGUGGUAAUAGCCACUCCACUAGGACAUUGUAUUAAAAAAAUGUAUUGUGUAGAUCUCUUCCCUUCCAUAAUGUAAGUAAAAUGCCAAUUUGCUUUCAUGUCACUGUCCUUAAGGACCACCCAUCCCUUCUGCCCUGCCCUCUUUGUCUCAUUGAAGACAUAGGAGAGAAAUCCUGUAGGGUCAACAAUUUGUUUGAUCAGUCGGUGCUGUGACACAUAUAUUUCUCGGCAUCUGCCCAGAGGAAGCCCUGAAAUGGCUUCUACUCUACAAGAACAUUGGCGGCACUCCUGGCUAAAAACAGUUGCCAGACCUCAGUAAGAAAUCUGUUAGUCACAGUAUUUAAAAGUGGGAGAUCUCAAUACAUGUUCCCAUCAUUCUCAGCCAUUGUACUAUAAACAUUGUGUACUAUAUGUACUGAACAUCUUGUACAUGUGACUUAGUUGUCCUCAGUGUUAUGGUUAUUCUAAUAAACAUGGUCUUACUACAGUC